Eleginops maclovinus (Patagonian blennie) is the source of this 2205-nucleotide messenger RNA. RefSeq lists its product as uncharacterized. The record is from RefSeq and is a predicted model, not a curated record. Gene Ontology annotation, molecular function: protein binding. Lineage: Eukaryota; Metazoa; Chordata; Actinopteri; Perciformes; Eleginopidae.
GUCUCCAUGGCUCUCCUGUGCUGUGCCAUGUUGGUGCUACCGUGUGUUCUUAACAUUGCCUCAGCCACUGUUGAAGUUCACAUGGACUACGGUGGUGUUCCCUGGAUUAAUCGGCUGCUAGGAGAGCCAAGUGUAAUAAGCCUGCAGGGACGACUGGACUCAGCCUGGUUAAGAGCCAACAACCCCCAGUCUUGCCCUCAACAGUGUGACUGCCCCCUCCAGUGGCCAACAGCGCUCUACUGUGACCACAGAGGCCUGGCAGACACCCCUGACCACCUGCCGGACAGAACUCAAUACUUGUUCCUACAGGGUAACAACAUCUCGUCCCUUUCGUCCUCUUUUCUGGCCAAUGUUACUGAUUUACGCUGGCUCAUCAUGGAUCACAACCAGCUGCAGAGCGACAAGCUGGAUCAGAUAGGACUGCAGAGCCAGACCCAGCUGUGUUACCUUUUUGCCAACCACAACCACCUGAGAUCAGUACCCAGCGCUCUACCAGCUGGACUCAAGCAGCUGCGACUGGCCCACAACCAAAUUAACAGCAUCAGUCCUGGUGCGUUCAAGAACCUGCACAACCUGACACUGCUGCUGCUGCAAGGAAACAAACUGCAAACCAUCAUAGAGGGAGACUUUAAAGGUCUGGUCAGUCUGAACCUGCUGGACCUCAGUAGUAAUUUAUUCCCCGCUGUCCCCGGACAUUUAUCCCCUUCUGUUGAGCAGCUCUAUCUGUCCAGUAACACUCUCUCUGCACUGAAUAAAGACAGUUUUGUGGGAUUUUUCAACCUCAAGUACCUUCGUCUGAGUAACUGUAGUCUGCAUAGCGACAUCAUCCACCAGAAGGUCUUCAAUUUCUCCAGCUUGGUGGAACUCGACCUCUCUUACAACAAACUAAAAACGAUUCCCACAGUCCCCACCACUCUGAGGUACCUCUACCUGGAGGCCAAUGAAAUACAAGAGUUCAACGUGACCAGUUUCUGCAGAGAGGUGGGACCUCUCUCCUACUCCAGGAUAAAGAUCCUACGAUUGGAUGGAAACAAAAUCUCCCACCAACAGCUGCCAUCUGACUGGGUUUUCUGCCUGCGAGUGCUUGAAAGUAUUUACAUUUGAUCCACCUUCUCAACUUGCAACAGAAUAAGUUACUGUAUGUAAUUGGCCAAAGUCCUCUAGAAAGAAAAUGUGACUCAUGUUUUCAAUCAACUCAGGCUUACAGCUAAACCAGAGAAGAAUUGUGUAUUCAAGAUCUAGAUACACACCCAGGCACUGAAGGGAAAAUCUUCCAGCGAUGCCAAAGCCUGGACUUGUAUACUAAACCAGUGUUUUUUUUUAUCAUACUGCCAAAUGUCAUGAUCAAAACAUAACAAAUGCCACAAGAACAUUCCCAUGGGUUUUUCUCUGUUUCUCUCUCUCUCAUUAUAUAUUUUCCAAGUUUUGUCUCAGCGAUGCAGGCUUGAACAUCUGUGAGUUAUUACCAAAUAGGAACUGUGACAAACUCUCUCAUUUCUGACUGUGCGGAAUAAUGUGCUCGAGUUAAACUGAGCUGUGUUACUGUGUUAGGGAAAAGGGAAGCGUAUGAAUGUCAAUAUUCGGUAGCUGUCCAAUAAGACAACCUGUCCUGACCUAUCUAGCUGGAGAGUGUUAAACAGACACACCACAUUUAAAAAAAAAUCUUUCUAAACUUCUUUUUGCCAAUAAUAGUUAAAUGUUGAUUUGAAACCUUAUUUCCAUGAUCCAAAAAUGUCAAAUUAACAGAAAAAUAAAAUGGGCUACAUGCAGUCAUUUACGUUUGUCAUUGUUGUGUGUUUGCUGCAGCAAUAUUUAACUUUACAAUAUUGGAAAUGCAAGCAAUCAAUUGACAGUAAUGAUUCACAUUAUACUUGUUUUAAUUUUCAAAAAUAUUAUGGUCUUAAUUCAGUUUAGAUGGUUGGCAUCACGUUUGGGUUUACAUAAACACAUUUUGUAAACAAAGUUUAAAAAAAAGUUUAAAUUUCAAUAUUUCUCAGUUUCCUAAAAAACAUGUUUUACUUGUAUGCCAUUGAAAAAGAGAUUGAGUGAUUCUCUGCACUGACGUUCUUUGUUUCAAAUUAAUUUUCGAGUGGCCUCAAGUGGUUUUUCAUUGAUUCUUAUCCUGUACAUAACAGAUUUGUGAUCUGGGAUAUUUUAAUAUCCUAAUAGUGUUGCCUUUUCCUGAUUUUAAAGGCUUACAUUACA